Molecule: messenger RNA, 1309 nt
Organism: Moneuplotes crassus
Lineage: Eukaryota; Ciliophora; Spirotrichea; Euplotida; Euplotidae
Source: the annotation of a GenBank genome assembly
CACAGGCUCAAGCCGACCAAUUUCUGAAAAGAAUUCCAUUUGUUGUCUGUUCAUAAGAAGAAGGUCGCCAGAAAGCGUUCUGUGGAUGACGAUUCUGGGCUUCAUUUCAAUGAUAUUGUAAAAACUUCCCUAAUAAUGUAGAAGCCUCCAAAAAAGGCUCUGAGCAUGAGGUUUGAAGGAAUCUUUCACAGCCAGAAAAAUUGAGAUAUCAGCCAAAUUGGCAAUUUUGGAUUAUCAAAAAUCAGAGAAUCAGAUGCAGAAACUAAUGACAAUGAAUCCUACAAAAAUCUCAAGAUCAGUAUCAGCAGUGUUAGGUUUGACAGUGACGCCGAGAACCUGAAGUUUAAAUAAAAUGAAUUCACCAGCAAAGCCAUUGAGCAUUAUUUCACAAUUUCAUCCUGUGUCCAAUGUGAAGCAAGGAACUAGCUACAGAACGCUAUAUGAAUCAAAAACAAAUCAGGGGCUUUCUAGCUUCAAGCCAAGAGUCAUGGUCAAAGAUUUGCAGAUCAGGCCGAACAACUUCAAAGAUGAGGAAGGCUUUAACUUCAGAGAAAAUAAAAUUUCCAAAAUGGCAUGUUUUGAAAAUCUUUCUUUCAAUAAGAGGAUAUCUUGGGGUUCAGAUAGCAAUAGGAACAACUACUUCUCUGAAAUGGCUCAAGCCCACUACAAAAAUGAUUUCAAUCACUUGAUUUCGAUCUGCGAAGACCUAAGAGAAAAGAAGCUCAACGAGAUUUCAGGAAAUGAACUGAUUCAGUACCUCUCUGUUCCUGGAAUAAGCAGGAUCCAGAAGCUUAUGAGGAGAAUCAAGCAAGAACUUGUCAGAAGCAAGCGCAUGAGAAUAAAUUUGGAGGGAACUGAUGAAGAUCAUAGCUCUCUUGUCCAACUAAUAAAUGGUCUUGCCUUUAACCUCCAGUCUUUACUUGACAAAAAGAUUACGAGACUGAAGUUCCUUAACAAGCAACAAAAUGGGAAAGAUUCAAUUAGUUCUAUUAUUUGACAUAAAAAUAAACCAGAAAAGGAUCAAAUAAAAAGUCAAAAUCCUAAUCCGUCUCUUACAUUGAGAUCUCGCAUAUUUAAGAAACUCAGAAACAAUGCUCCAAAACAAAGAUUUUCCAAGAAUCGUAAUCAGAAUAACUCUAUUGAUUAUACUCAUGUAUCAAAAUCAAUCAAAUUCUCAAAUCUCGCUCUUCCUGAAGUCCUGAUUCCCAAGAAGAAGGCUAAGACUAGAACUCGACACAAAUUAAAGAGAAAUAUUAAAGCUUUGAGAAGAUCAAUAGAACCACUCAUGAAUCACUCUUUUAUAAUAUAG